Messenger RNA from Prorocentrum cordatum, 419 nucleotides. Lineage: Eukaryota; Dinophyceae; Prorocentrales; Prorocentraceae. The record is from the annotation of a GenBank genome assembly.
CGAGCCGCGACGGGGCCCGAGGCCCCGGCCGCCUGCCGAAGCCCCGAGAGGCGCGCGCCGCGCCCGCGGCAGCCAGCCGCAGGGGCCCGCCAUGGGAACCACAUCGGAUGACACGCAGGGUAGCGACGACAGCGCGAGCUUUGCGUCACUGCUGAACCAGAUCGGAAAGAAGCACCUUCACGACAUUGAGGACUGCAAUCGACGGCUGGCAGCUCUGCAGAAAGAGAACGCGAGCUUGGACAAGCAAUUGAAGGCGCUGCAGCGCGUCCGCGCCUCCCUGGGGGCGACCGCCUGCGAGCAGGACGCGCUGCCCGGCGCCGUGGAGGUCUCCCGGGGCGCCUCCCCGGGCUCGGCGGGCGACACCGAUGAGGAAAGCGCCGUCGAGAUUGCGACCAGGUUGCCGUCAAUCCUGCGCAGGC